AUGCACGAAACGAGUGCAUUUAUUUGUUGUCAUAUUAAAAAUUAUUUUCCUACCACAAAUACACAAGACGAGUGUGAAAUAAAACGAAUUCCUAUUCAUUUUGAAAAGUUUAGCUUUAGCACAAGUGAAUAUUUAAAAAAAACUGAUGAAGCUUUGAACGAGAAAAGUACACCUGAAGCAAAGGAGAAGGCGCAACAGCAGUUUCCAGAAAUUGAAACUAUAGAAUGUGGUGCAAAUCCAUCUGGGCAAGUAAUCGCUGCGCAAGGAGCUGAACCACUACCACAUAAAGGGGAAGAAUUUGUGUCGUCACCUCCAGCAUUUACAGAGCCAAUGAUGGUCAAAGCUUAA
This is a messenger RNA of Clunio marinus, 348 nucleotides long. Lineage: Eukaryota; Metazoa; Arthropoda; Insecta; Diptera; Chironomidae. The record is from the annotation of a GenBank genome assembly.